Molecule: messenger RNA, 2438 nt
Organism: Glycine soja
Lineage: Eukaryota; Viridiplantae; Streptophyta; Magnoliopsida; Fabales; Fabaceae
Product: probable potassium transporter 17
Exons: 8
Coding region: 63-2234 (723 amino acids)
Biological process (GO): potassium ion transmembrane transport
Cellular component (GO): membrane
Molecular function (GO): potassium ion transmembrane transporter activity
Source: RefSeq, a predicted model, not a curated record
UGGCAGUGGGGUUGGUCAGGGUCUGCUUUGUGUGUCUACUCACACAGCACGAGGGCCAAUCAAUGGAAAGCCGUGUCCACCUCCCUUGCUCUAACGACGUCGUCGUCCACGUCAACGGCGACUCUGCUCCCGACGCUCGCCGGUUUCACCCAACCAACGAUGCAUUUCCCCCUCAACAACAACAACAACAGCAUCAGGAGCAUGGGAAGGAAAGAAGGGGCAGUUUGGUUCUUGCGUACAAGACUCUUGGAGUGGUGUUUGGAGGACUUGUGACAUCACCCCUUUACGUGUACCCUUCAAUGCCACUCAAGUCUCCUACUGAAGAUGACUAUCUGGGCAUCUACAGCAUCAUGUUUUGGACUCUUACUCUCAUUGGGGUUGUCAAGUACGCCAACGUUGCCAUUAGAGCUGAUGACCACGGUGAAGGUGGGACUUUUGCCUUGUACUCAUUGCUUUGUAGGCAUGUCAAUAUUGGGAUCCUGCCCUCCAAGCAUGUUGGUUUGAACACAACUAAGGACGUCCAAAAGAGUACUUUGCUUGCCAGAUUCUUCCAAACAAGCGUGGUUGCUCGUAGGCUCUUGCUCUUUGUUGCUAUGUUGGGUACUUGCAUGCUUAUUGGUGAUGGUAUACUUACGCCUGCAAUUUCAGUGUUGUCAGCAAUGGAUGGACUAAGAGCACCUUUUCCUUCAGUUAGCAAAACGCUAGUGGAAACACUCUCUGCAAUUGUUUUGAUCGUUCUGUUCUUGUUGCAAAAGUUUGGCACAUCCCGUGUUAGUUUCCUCUUUUCUCCAAUAAUGGGUGCAUGGACGCUGAGUACCCCACUUGUAGGAAUUUACAGCAUCAUACACCAUUAUCCUAGCAUAUUUAAGGCUUUAUCUCCCCACUAUAUAUUCCGUUUCUUUUGGAGAAAUGGAAAAUCUGGCUGGCUUUUACUUGGUGGUACUGUCCUUUGCAUUACAGGUUCUGAGGCAAUGUUUGCUGAUCUUGGUCAUUUCAAUCAGAAGUCCAUUCAGAUAGCUUUUCUAUUCACAAUCUACCCAUCUUUAGUUCUGACUUAUGCGGGACAGACAGCAUACCUGAUCAAGCAUCCCAAUGAUCAUGAUGACGGCUUCUACAAAUUUAUACCAACUUCAGUUUACUGGCCUAUCUUUGUCAUUGCCACUUCUGCUGCAGUUGUUGCUAGCCAGUCCUUAAUAUCAGCUACCUUUUCUGUAAUCAAGCAAUCUGUAGUGCUGGAUUAUUUUCCUCGUGUUAAGGUUGUCCACACAUCUAAUAACAAAGAAGGAGAGGUUUACUCCCCUGAAGUGAACUACAUCCUGAUGAUCCUUUGUGUUGCUGUGAUACUUAUUUUUGGAGAUGGAAAAGAUAUUGGAAAUGCUUUUGGUGUUGUUGUGAGCAUAGUUAUGCUUAUCACCACUAUAUUACUCACAUUGGUGAUGAUCAUGAUAUGGAGGACUCCUGCUAUACUGGUUGCCCUAUACUUUGUUGUAUUUUUUGUGAUGGAAGGGGUUUAUGUCAGUGCCGUUUUCACUAAAUUUGCUGAAGGUGGAUGGAUUCCUUUUGCCAUAUCACUUAUCCUUGCUUUCAUCAUGUUUGGUUGGUUUUAUGGUAGACAAAGAAAGAUUGAUUAUGAGUUAACCCACAAGAUAACCUUUGAGAGACUUGAAGAGCUUUUAGCUGACCGCAGUGUUCAAAGGGUUCCUGGGCUAUGCUUCUUUUAUACCAACAUUCAAGAAGGCCUAACUCCUAUUCUUGGACACUACAUAAAGAACAUGAAAUCCCUUCACAAGGUCACAAUAUUCACUACUCUUAGAUAUUUGUUAGUCCCCAAGGUUGCUCCACAUGAGAGGAUUGUCAUCAAGAAAUCGAAUCUCGAAGGUGUAUAUUGCUGUGUGAUUCAGUAUGGCUAUGCAGAUGCUUUAAAUUUAGAAGGAGAUCAUUUUGUUAAUCAAGUCAUCACUAGUUUGACACAACAUAUACAGAACUCUCCUGACAAGCUUUCAUCUAAUUCUCGAGAGAUUGAAGAGACUUCAUACUUAGAAGAGGCAAGGUGUGCAGGGGUAGUUCAUGUUCGUGGAAAGACAAAAUUUUACAUUGGCCUGAACUGUGGCUGGUUUGAUAAAUUUGUGCUUAGAUUUUAUGAAGUCAUGCACAAUAACUGUAGAUCUGCCUUGCCUGCUCUAGGGGUUCCACCACAACAACGGAUUGAAGUUGGAAUGCUAUACGAGGCUUGAAGAUUCAGUAGUUUCACUUGCUCAUACAUACGAACAUUAGAGAGGGUAAAAAAUAAACAAGAGCAAUAGGUUUCCUGUAUCAACAAAGAUCCUGCAAAUAGGCUAAAUCAUAUUCAUGUAAACUGCUCAAGUUGUGAUUGUUUUGACAGAAACAAAAAUAGCAGAAUUACUCUUUUCUUAUAUACACAUUUCAGUUUAAGAUAA